Molecule: messenger RNA, 1020 nt
Organism: Spinacia oleracea (spinach)
Lineage: Eukaryota; Viridiplantae; Streptophyta; Magnoliopsida; Caryophyllales; Amaranthaceae
Product: protein MAINTENANCE OF MERISTEMS-like
Exons: 2
Coding region: 1-1020 (339 amino acids)
Biological process (GO): meristem development; meristem maintenance
Source: RefSeq, a predicted model, not a curated record
AUGGGGGGAGGUCCUAGAGUUGUUAGCCUUAUUCCUAGCUACCCGACUCACGUUGCUGCGUGCCUAUGGGAUGGCACUCUAGAUAGAGGUAAGCUACAUUGCCAGUGCAGAUUUGUUGUUAGUAAGAAGAUUACGAGUUGGUUUCGUUGCAUGAACCACGAAGCCAAAGAGAAAGUUCUAGAUACUCCAUUGAGUCAUUUGCCUAUGAUCAUGGCUCCCCACAUCGAUGCUCCUUUGAUAUAUGCUUUCGUGGAGAGGUGGCAACCAGAUACAAACACUUUUCACCUUCCAUUUGGAGAGAUGACGAUCAUGUUGCACGACAUCGUGGCGAUAGUGGGGAUCCCUAUUGAGGGGCGUGCAUUGAGUACCCGCCCUACCGACCAGGGUAGGUCCUUGAUUACUCGGGUUUGUGAGUUGCUUUCGGUGAGAGAGGAUAUGCUGAAACCGGUCCAUUGGAAUAAAGGUGGUUUGAAGACUACGUCCAUUAUUGACUUAUGUUCAGCACCGAAUAGGGAUGCAACGUGCCAAGUGACUGGGUGGUUGAUGUCUACUAUUGGGUGUUGUUUGUUUACUGAUAAGAGUAAGAGUCGGCUAUCUGCGAAGGUCUUGCUUGAUCUCGAUACACUGGACGAUGUGGGUGAAUAUUCUUGGGGAUCUGCUUGCUUAGCUUAUCUUUAUCGCCAGCUGGGUGUUGCUUCACGGUCAGAGUCACGAGGUAUCGGAGGAUGUCUGGCGCUUCUUCAGGCUUGGAUAUAUGAGCAUUUUCCUUGUUUCCGACAUCGCUCGAUCCGAAAGGAUGUAGCUCCUGGUGAUCCUCGAGCAUCGAGAUGGAUUUAUGCUGCUGAGAGUAAGGACAAGAGUAGAUUGGCUUCGUUCCGUGCUCGGCUAGAUAGGCUGACACCAAGGAGAUUGCGUGGACGCCAUAUUACGACAACCCGACCACUCAGUAUCCGAGGACAUCUUAUAUUGGUCCAAUAUGUUACCGUCAUAUCGAUGAGAUGUAUAGCCUUGAUCGAGUGA